AUGAAGGCCACGCUCAAGGGCCGCUACGAGGGCGACAAGGCCACGGCCGCCACCACCCUCGCCGCCCCCGCCGGCGACCUCCGCCUCAAGGCCUCAGCCACCGAGGCCGCCUUCGCCAACGGGCCUUCCCUCCGGGGCCUCACCCUCACUCUCGAGAAGCCCGGCGCCUUCCUCGUCGACCUCAAGCCCCACAACCAGGAUGUGCGCUUCCAGUUCAUGAACUCCGCGCUCGUGCUCGACAAGCGCGUCAGCCUCACCUACACCCACUCCACCAGCUUCGCCACGGCCCCCGCGCCCCCCGCUGCCGCGCCGCCCUCCCGCACCGCGCUCGACUGCAGCGUCACCUUCGACCCCGCCAACAAGGUCACCCUCUCCCACUCGCUCGGCUCCGGCGGCUGCCGCCUCAAGUACACCUACGCGCACGGGGUUGACCGCCUCACCACCAUCGAGCCCCUCUUCGACACCAGCAAGAACGCCUGGGAGUUCGCCGUCACCAAGAAGUUCGCCGGAGGGGACACCGUCAAGGGCACCUACGCCGCCUCCACCAAGCUGUUUGGCCUCGAGUGGAGCAGGGACUCUAUCGCCGGCGGCUCCUUCAAGGUCGGGACGACAUUCGAUUUGUCUGACCAAAGCAAAGCACCAAAGCUAAUAGCAGAGAGCACGUGGAACUACGAGAUAUGA
Miscanthus lutarioriparius is the source of this 681-nucleotide messenger RNA. The record is from the annotation of a GenBank genome assembly. NCBI's taxonomy places the organism in Eukaryota, Viridiplantae, Streptophyta, Magnoliopsida, Poales, Poaceae.